ACGAGCAGCAGCACUAUGGAACAGGAUACUGCAGCAGGUCCUGCCAAGAAGAGCGGCACCACCCUCUCCGUGGACCGGGCCGCCUUUCUCCUGCUGCGCGUUAGGAAAGUGUUCAAGAAGAAGCGACAGCAGCGCAAGGAGCGACAAGCCCAGCAGAGUGGCGCCGCCGCGGGUGGAGCAGGUGGAGUGGGUGGUGCCGGCGGCGGUGGUUCCGGGUCACAAUCGCGACCGGGCAGCCGCAAGCUGCCGCCGCCAUUGUUGCGGUCGCGCACACUGCCCGCCAUCAUUGUGCCAGGACUUCCGGUCGUCUCGCUGCACACGGACAAACAAACAUUUCAAUUGGACGAGCGUUUGCUGGGCAGCAAAAGCCGCAGCGGCAGUGCCAGCGGUCAUCGAUGGUCGUUGCUCACACGUGCCACCAACAACAUCACAAGCAGCAGCAGCAACAGCAGCAACAACAACCCGGCCAGCAGCAACAACAACAACAACACCCAUUUGGCCAACAACAACAACACGCUGAUGGUGAAAUCAUUGAAUUUGCCCAAAGACGAUAGCAAUUUGGUCUAUCGGCGAAAGUCCUCGGGCAGCACACCGCACCACCAUCAGAGCUCGCACCACCACCACCAGCACCACCAGCAGCAGUUGCACCAACAGCAGCAACAUCAGCAGCAGCUGCAGCAACAGCACGCCCACCUGCAGCAUCUGCAACAUCUGGGGGACAGCUCUUUGUUCCAACUAUCCGAUGACUUCGAGUGCCACGCGGACGGAUCCCUUUUGCUCAGAAUUCCUUCUCCUCAUGUGGUGGCAGCGCGUGCCUAUCGCCUGGCGGCCCGAAAGAGAGCGGCCGCCUCCUCGGAGGCCUCAACCCCAAUGUCCCGGGAGCACACUCUGCAUGAGAUGCCGCUGGCGGAGACAGCCAGCUCGGGAUCGGGAUCGGGGUCCGGAUCCGGGUCUGGAUCGAGCACGACCUUCACGCGCCUGGCCAAAUUGCUGCAUCAAUCAAGCGGCCUGACAGGCAGGUCCAAUCUGCAGCCACCGCCGCCUGGCGACAAUGCGGUCCAGAGCCUGGGACGAGGACUCGGCCUGGGGCUCGGCGAGGAGGCGCCACGGCGUCUGUCCUGGGAGAGGCGCAAGGACAGCAGUGCACUUCAGCGCUCGGCCAGCAUCGACUCCUUUGCCGAGAUUGUGUUUAGCGAGUCGCCGCGCUCCUCGCUGGCAGUCACGGCGCCAGGAGCCGCCUCCACCUCGGGAGGACCCUCGCCAUUCAGCAAACGUCCUUCGGCCAGCAGCCUGUACUCCACCUCGUCGUCCUGCUCCUUCGUCUCGCAGGCGCAGGCCCAGCUGAAUGUCAAUUACGGUGACUCGGCAGCCGGUUCCGGAACAGCGGGUGGACCGGGCGGACCAGGUCACCAUGGGGCGUCAGGUGGCAACGGGGCAAGCAGUGCCAGCAGCAGCCGGCGCGAAAGCAUGCUGAGCCCCUCUUCCACACGCCGCUCCAAGCUGACCAGAAUCAUAAACGCUCUUUUCUCAGCAGUGGAACAUGGUCAUUUGGAAAAGGCGCGCACUAUUCUAGAGUCAACGGACGUGGAUGUAAACAGCAUCAAUAACGACGGACUGUCUGCACUGGAUUUGGCCGUUCUAAGCAAUAAUCGCUCCAUGACCAGAAUGUUGCUCCAACAUGGCGCCAUGGAGGGCUCGCAGUUUUCCGUGGACACCAUCGGCACCAAACUAAAUGGUUUGCUCAAGGAUGCCGAGUCGCGGAUUCACGACUUAAGCGGACCGGAGGGUCUGUGCCCACCCAUCUUUGCAUCGCGUCCCUCCAUCUCGAGUAUUAUUAUUGGCAAUUCAAGCGCCUCGGUUACCGGAUGCACGGGCAGCGAAGUUGAGAAACAAAUCGGAAUCUGGGAACGCCGGGUGAAGGGACUCCGCCGCCUGCAGCUCGGUUGGGAUCAGGCCAGGCCACCAGAUGCGCCCGCUUCCGUGGUCGUGGAUGUCACCGGCGACAAUUCUAUUAGCGUCCAAAUCCUAGAGCCAUUUGAAGGGGCCAUCGGCACGAAAUUCAGAGUUCAAUGGUCAACCCGCGCGGAUUUUAACAAUGUUGUGGGCGAAAGUGAGCUGCUGGAGUGGAUUAGCUUUCAUGGAACGAUGGGCGCCCAAUGCCACAUAUCGGGACUUACCCAAGGUCGUCGGUAUUUCCUGCGAGCCUCAUGUGGAAACGUCAAGGGAUGGGGUGCAUAUAGAACCUCGGUGCCCGCCAGCGUAGUUCCCUCAACUUGGCGGGACUUGGAGAAUCGGGAGGAUCGAUUUGUGGGCCGCCAUCGUAUCCUGGACAAUCUGUUCACCGCCGUGCGUUUGGCUAGACCUGCCGAUGUCUCCGAACUGACCUUGGAUCCCGCGAGCGCCCAGCGGCGCAAUCCCAAAAAGAAGACUACCAUUAAGCAGCUAUUCUCGGUGACCUCCAAGUUUCAAAAGACUCUGAGACGCGGCAUUUACUUCUCUUGCAUUGUCCACUGCGAUGAUAAAGUGCUGGUCACGAGCGAGGACUUUCCUCCGGUCAUCGAGGUGGAUGAAACCUAUCCGAGUGCUCUGCACAUGGACUACUACUGGUUGAUGAAGGUGGCCUGCACCUGGGAGGACGUGAGAUCACUGCGUUCGGAUAUGGAGCGCAACCUCACAUCCGCCGUUCAUUUCCGCACCAAGCUUCUUUCGGCCGUCUGUCAGAUGCAAUCGGCAUUGGGGAUCACGGAUUUGGGUCAGCUGUACUAUAAGCCACUAAAAGAUGCCCAGGGAACUGUUGUGCUGACCUGUGUGCAGUCCGUAAAGAGCCAGAAGGCCGUUUCCAUUCUAAACUCGCGAUGGUUGCCAGUCAGUAAAUUGCAGAAGAAACUGGGAGCUCUGCAUGAGGAUUACACCAUCAACGAGCAGCUCAUCUCCUCGAUUGGCGAUCAAUUGCACUACCAACAGGCGGCACUACAGCGCUUGGAACCGGGAUUAUAUUUGGGAUACCUGAAGAUGCAGGCCUCCAUGGACCAAAUCCAGGUGGUGGUGCCCGUGAAAACGCCGAAUGUCUUGCCCCACUGCAAAGUGCGUGAAAACAGCCACAUCACGGCAGAGGAAUGGCAGGUUCUGCACCGUUGCAGCAGCGAUCCUCUUCGCCUGCCGCUGGACUUCAGCUCUCAGGGCGGGGAUUCCGCUUCCGGAGGAGCAGCCACCACCGAGGUUCAGCGACUGUUCCUGUACGAUCUCACCAACGCAAUGCACAAGCUCUUCGCCAGCAUGAACAUCAAGGGACCGGAUGCAACCACUCACCGUCUGUAUGAUGUGGAGGUGAUCGAGCACAGUCCGGACAUUAGUUUCCUAGUGGUCUGUCCAUCCGCGGAGUCAUCGUGUGCCGUGCCCGGCCAGUCGGAGUUGCUGCUGCAGAGAGACGAUCUGGCCAGCCUGAGCAUCCAGGCAUUUGAGAUGAUUCACCUGCGAACCUAUCAGCCGGCAAUCAUCCAGAAGUACGCCCGCCUAUCCUGCAUCCUCGAAUUGGACACUGCUUUGGCCACGCAUUCAUUAAGAGAGGCCUUCUCGAGCAGUGAACUCCAGGUGGCCAAGGACCGUUUGGCCACGCUACAGGAGCUCAGUUCGAGUCUGACGAUCGUGUGGAAGAGCGUCCGCUGGCUAAUGGACGUGGUGGCGUAUGCUCGAAACAAAAACGCACAACCUUCGCUGGCGAUGCGAGAAAUUCUGGACUUCUCCCAACAGAGACAAGAAGAAUCCGGAGCAGCGUCGGCGGCAGGUUCUGCCAGCAAACAACUGCUGCAGCUCCCCAUCCGCGAGAGCAAGUUCUCGAAGACGGGACAGGGAAGAGGCAGUUGGCCAGGUCCGGGAACCAGCGAAGAUCCGGCACAGGGCAAGCCGGAGCACUCGAAAUCGGAGCAGAAUCUGGAGUUCAGUGCUAUUACGCCAAUGGAACCUGCCACCAAACCAGUUCCUACACAGCAGCAAACCCAGCAGCAAUUGCAACAGCAGCAGCAACUCCAGCAGCAACAGCAACUUCUGCAAGUUUCCACCACCAGCGAAUAUGCCGGCUCCAUUUGCUCGGAAGUCUCGUUCAGGAAGAACAGUGGCGACUCCAUGAGCUCCAACUACACAUCUCGCAGCUUCUACUCCGCCGUGGAUUCAGCCUCCGAUGGAAACAGCACAAGCAGCGUGUUUGCAAUCCCGCCUUCACGUUCCGAUGACACUUUGGCGGAUGCACUGCGUCACUCGCAGGCGGUGGCUGCCCAGCGCAAGCGAACGAGCUCGAAUAUUGGUUCCCACACCAAUCCCUUGAUCACGGUGCACAGCUCAAGCUCUGCUCCUUAUCUGACUGGAUCGAGUGUUUCCUUGAGGAGCGGUAAUGGAGCCUUCGCCACGGACUUGGAGCACAAGCCGCUGAAGCCAUCGGCAAAGGCAGCUUCCAGUGCCAACCUACGAGAGGGUGGACCUUUCUUGAAAAGCACUCUAGCUGAGCUGAGAGCUGUGGGUGGCGAGGAGCCGGUGGCCAGUACCUCGAAGGCAUCCUCCAUGAAGAGCUUGUCGCGGCAGAGCAGCGAAGAAGACUCCGCCAGCUGUUCCAGCCUCAAUGCAGAACAGACACCGGGGAUUAUUCAGGUGUACACCGCCUACAACACGGGAUUGGCAAGUGGAACCAGCCUGAAGCUUCACGUCACUCCAAAGACGACCGCCCGCGAAGUGAUCAACCUGGUGGUGAAGCAGCUCAACAUGGCCGUUGUGCUCAAGGGAAACAAUGGACCCAUCUACGGACCUGAGGUGCUGGAGAACUUUUGCCUGGUGGCGGUUAUUGGAGCACGGGAACGCUGCCUGCGAGAUGACUUUAAGCCCCUACAGUUGCAGAAUCCCUGGAAGAAGGGACGACUGUAUGUCCGGAAGAAACACGAACUUCUAGCCGCAAUAGAACACUCCAACCGGAAGUCCCACUUGAUUUGAAUAUUCGGAAUCAAAUCAAACUUAAGCUGGGGAUGUAACGAAGGUGUGAAGCACUUGAUAAGGUCAUGGGUAGCAUAGAGAUCUCUAGAGAUUUAAAAACUUAAGAUUUAGGUGGCCGAAAGUAGGCCUUUGUUUGUACACAAUUUGUUUUUAAAGCUUUCGAGAUUUACCUGACAUCCCACAUUUCGCUAUCCUUCGUUCCAAGUCUUGUAAAUUUUGAUGUGUUUCAGAUUUUGGAUAUUUCCAUUCACAAUUCCUAACCACUCCCCCCACCCCCCACCAGCGCAAAGAUCGUUGACCAACUCCCGAAUUAGACUGAAUUACUUAUGUAUGCUGCAACGGCAAACUGAUGAAAUUGUAUUUGAAAUGGUAUUAUAUUUUGAGUAGUUAUUAAUUCAACAUUACCCAACCAAACACAAAAACAACCACACACACACACGAAUCGGACUAAACAAAAACAGAUUGUUGUUAGUUGUUCUAGAGUAAAGAAGGUUACGCUCGUACAUAUGUAGUAUGUAUGUUAUAUAAAUAUUAUGCGUGCAUCAAUGUAUUUUAUUGUAUGUAUUUUGUAGUUUAGUAAACAAAUGUUUUGAUUGUAUUUUUGUGGCAUUUUUAGGGGCACAUUUUUUGAUCUAAAUGUUAAUUCGGUAAAUACGGAACACAAAAGCCAAACCAAACCGGCGACGAAACUCAAAGAACAGAUGUCAAUAUGCAUUUUAAGUGUCACUCUUGAUGUCUUUGAUGUGUGUGUGUUCUUGAAAAUUGCAAUUCCAUUGGAUUUAACCAAUACGUUAGCUGUAAUUAAUUGCUUAGUAUGUAAACAAUGAAAAUCACCACAAAAAAAAUGAUAACAAAAAUUGAAAAUAUUUUUUAAAAAUAUAUUGGCACAACUGAAUGUUGAAAAAAAUAAUAGGCAACUGCAAAUUGAAAUUAAAAUGAUUGUAUUAUUAAACGUAGCAAUGUGAACUCCAAGUCCGGACCCUAUCAACUCUACUCAGCAAUUGGCUCGACGAGCUCCCAAAUACUUGAUAGUCCCAUUUCCGCAAUCUACUCAACUGUUGGCCCACUUAGAAACCAUACUAUUAACAAGGCUAUCUCAAUGUGCAGAGCCGUAUGUGUCUAUUAAUAACUACUCUACUCUGUACUCUCUCAAUAGGAAAUACGAUAAGUAAAUUAUAGGAAAUUCUCGAAAUACGCGUAUUUGUUGUGAACCGGUAGACAAAGAAACAGUUUUCAUUGUCAAGCUCAUGAUGUCCCAAUUAGUUUAUUUCCAUUGGACGACAAGACGAAUUUAGAUUGGAGUGGCAGGUCGGGUAAAGAAAACAUUUUUGAAUCUUAUGAGAAACUAGACGAGAACACUUACUUUAAAAGAAUGUGCAACACAGAGUCCAUAAUAGAGAUAUCGAACUAUUUAAGAUGUCUACGACCAACAAAAACGAUUUUUGUACGUUUACUCUUGUUUUUGAGAUGGCGAAACAGACGAUUUUGAUACAUUUUUUACUCUAUGGUUUACCAGUCCUAGGGCUCGACGAACAGCAACGAAUGUAGCUAAGUUUUGACCAAAGAAGAUCAAUACCCAAACCCUUUUGCGUUCACCGCCCGGUUUCAGAAUUGUCUUACAGCCAACAAUCGCCUCGAUUCGAAUGGUCCCCAAAAAAUGGUCGAACGAACAACGAAUGUAAACAAGUUCCAAACUGAGUGGCCAGUUGUUUCAGUUUGUUAUUUCGGAAUGCCAAUUAAACGAUUUCAAUUGUCAGACACAGCGUCCGUCCCCAGUAGGAAAAAAAGAGCGUUUGGUUUUCGAAUGGAGCGAAAUUAUACAGAGUAUUAUUUUGAAUUGCGAUCCAGUGAGAUUAGUUUUUACGAUGCAAUCUAAUUGUAGUUAUAGCUAAUUGUUAAUGGCCUACAAAAAUGCGAAAUGUAAAUGUAACCAAAAGCAUUGAACGAUAAAUGUUGUAGUCUUUCCGCAUACAUGAACAUGAAAAACACAUCAACGCAGACAAUUCCUGUAAUUAGAUAUAUAGAAGAUGAAACUUAUCAAGUAUAAACUCAGCCCAAUGUCAGUGCAUUCAUUAUCGACUACCUGAGUACGUUUAUCGGUGUGUUAAUGGCCUAUACAAAUAUACAAAACACUCCAAAUAGGGAGCGUUGGUAAGGAUAAUGUGAGUACGAAGCAUUCAAAGAAUAUUCAAUUAACCUAAUAAAGACUCAACAAUUGUUAUGGUGUAA
Molecule: messenger RNA, 7206 nt
Organism: Drosophila ficusphila
Lineage: Eukaryota; Metazoa; Arthropoda; Insecta; Diptera; Drosophilidae
Gene: wake
Exons: 12
Coding region: 16-4977 (1653 amino acids)
Biological process (GO): regulation of establishment of bipolar cell polarity; signal transduction; establishment of mitotic spindle orientation
Cellular component (GO): spindle
Molecular function (GO): protein binding
Source: RefSeq, a predicted model, not a curated record